AUGGCUGAAUCUACAAUGGAUGCCAUUGUUGGCUCACUCCUCAUUCUCUUCCCCAUUACGCUCUUUCUUAUUUACUUGAAGGACCUUGCUGUUGAGACUGUCUUGGCUGCUUACAAUGCCAUGGUGCAAUUUCUUGAGAAUUGCCGGCGUGCCAUGGCCUGGAGCUUGUGCUUCAUGCUGUUUAUCUUUGCCUUCGCUGGCGUUAAUGUGUUCUUUGACAGCAUGAAAGCUGUUCUUGAGGGUGAGAAGACCCCCUGUCACGUUUACUACAAUUACUAG
Molecule: messenger RNA, 279 nt
Organism: Fusarium odoratissimum NRRL 54006
Lineage: Eukaryota; Fungi; Ascomycota; Sordariomycetes; Hypocreales; Nectriaceae
Exons: 1
Coding region: 1-279 (92 amino acids)
Source: RefSeq, a predicted model, not a curated record